CGUUCGCUGGUAUGUCCAGGAGAUACACUAAGGUAUCGCGAGAGUGAGAAAGAAAUUGUAAGGUGUUAGUGAGUUGAGCGUUGACUUCCUUCAGGUGUGAUAUUUGGCCUCCUCGCUCGAUUUACUAUCUGACCCAUAUACACAAUUAUAUAAAUCGCUACGACGAUUUAUUUGCUAAUCGCUCAUCUUUUUGCGUACAAGUUUCGCCAUAUCAGUUGCAGCAACUGAGACUACUACUUGAAACUGUUCGAAAUGCGGACACGGAUGAAUCUGGUUCGUUUCUUCUGGUGCUUGUCCGUUGUCGCCGUUAUCGGAAUGACGAUUGCUUGUGCCGAGCCGACGGCUAGAUUGACCAGAUCGGAGGAUAUCGGCUCAGACGAUCAGCUAAAGAGAUACACCGAUUAUGUUAGAAAUUAUUAUUCCACGUUCGGGAAAGCGAGGCAUGGCAAACGAAGUGAUGCUGCGCCGGUGAUGGAACUGGACGCCACUUGGAAGACUUUAAAGAUGAUUCAGGAUGCGCAGAGGCAACAGCAAAGGCAAGAAAACGUCAGGCAGAACACAGAGCAAGUCCUGCUCCGCGACUUUCCGAGUUCGGACACCGACGAGUAUACGUCGUACGACGCUACACGAUCCGUCUCUCUUCCGGAUAUAAUCAGCAAUUAUUACAACGAUGUACAAUAAACAUGUCACGUCCUCCUCCCUUUCCUAAUAUCGAGAUUAAUUUCCUCUUGACACUGGUAUAACACGAAGUUCUCUAUCGUCCCAACUAAUCAUAACGCUUGUCGAUGUCAAGUUUUGUUUUCUUCUCUUUAGAGUUUAAUUUAACGAAUAUCUCAUCGAUAUAUAGAUAAAGAUGAGAAUAUGCUUGAAGAUAACAAAGAGCGAUGUCAAGGCGAUGUAUUACAAUUUCUCGUCAAGGUACUUGGAAACGUUUAAAUUUAAAACUAAUGCCUGAGAUAAUGCUUCAAAUUAUAUAAAUUAUAUAAUAUGAAUCGAUGUACCACAUUUAUAAUCGUAUUUAACCUUGCAUAAAUUUAAAUUUAACUUGUGCAUAAAAAUUCUUUACGAUACUUAAGCUAUAUAAUAAAGAUGAAUUGGACUUAAAUUUAUUUUAACAGACUAUAAUUUGACCGAUGUAUAAAGGAGAAAUA
Molecule: messenger RNA, 1151 nt
Organism: Temnothorax curvispinosus
Lineage: Eukaryota; Metazoa; Arthropoda; Insecta; Hymenoptera; Formicidae
Exons: 3
Coding region: 253-681 (142 amino acids)
Source: RefSeq, a predicted model, not a curated record